UCGAAGCUCCGUUCGAGGAGUUGGUCAAACUCGAUAUACCUUGGCUCAUCUAGAGACACAUAAUCUCUACCCGGCACACCACCCCUCUCCAAGUUUUCGGGAUAGUAAUCACCAGAAUCGCAGCAAACGCGGCCCUUACACGCCCGCCCCUCCCUCCCACCUCACCGGAAACCGUCCGCGAAAGCGGAGAAAGCCAAUUCAAUUUCUUCCAAGUACGUACGCACGUAACUUGAUGAAUUUCACCGCAUCAACAAUCCGCUUCUCUCUCUUCUCCCGACUCACCCGGCCAUUCUCCACUAACACGCCGUUUCUCUCGCUUGCGCCGGGAUCAGCAGCCUCGCGUACCAUGUCGCACUCUACCGAAAAAGCCACCCUCGCCGCCGGCUGCUUCUGGGGCGUGGAGCACCUGUUCCGCAAGAACUUCGGCAACGGGAAGGGCGUGUUGGACGCCAAAGUGGGCUACUGCGGUGGCUCGACGGCGUCGCCUUCUUAUCGGGCUGUGUGUAGUGGAGACACGGGGCACGCCGAGGCCGUCGAGCUCACCUUCGACCCCUCGACCGUCACGUACCGCUCUCUGCUGGAAUUCUUCUACCGCAUGCACGACCCCACAACCGCUAACCGGCAGGGCCCCGAUGUCGGCACGCAGUACCGCAGCGCGAUCUUCACGCACGGCGAGGAGCAGGAGAAGAUUGCGCGCGACGUGACGGAGAAGGUGUCGAAGCAGUGGUAUAAGCAGCCGAUUUCGACGGUGAUUAUCCCUGCUGCGCAGUGGUGGGAUGCGGAGGAGUAUCAUCAGCUGUAUUUGGAUAAGAAUCCGGGGGGUUAUGAGUGCCCGGCUCACUUUGUGAGGAACUUUCCGCCGCUGUCGGAUUGACUCCCGGGUAAGAUUUGAUAUGGGGAACUUUGAAGUUUUGCCUUCUCUGUCUGUGUUUUGUUGGGUUGCGUAAGCUAGGAAGCUACCUGCGUGUAUGGGAUGGUUUACGGUCGAGUGGUCCGCUGGGAGGUCAUGUUCGCCUGGGUUUGUUAGUUGAUAGUAUGUGCUUGUAUAUUGAUCGAUGGGGUAUGCACGAGAGAAGAGUAAAGCAAUUCUGUAACCCAGACCAUGUUGAGUUCUGCAGAAGCAUAGCUACUAUGUAUUCAAUUUAUGGUC
Messenger RNA from Aspergillus candidus, 1150 nucleotides. RefSeq names its product peptide-methionine-S-sulfoxide reductase. Gene Ontology annotation, molecular function: peptide-methionine (S)-S-oxide reductase activity. The record is from RefSeq and is a predicted model, not a curated record. Bases 233 to 874 code for a protein of 213 amino acids. Lineage: Eukaryota; Fungi; Ascomycota; Eurotiomycetes; Eurotiales; Aspergillaceae. The transcript has 3 exons.